Molecule: messenger RNA, 3243 nt
Organism: Phymastichus coffea
Lineage: Eukaryota; Metazoa; Arthropoda; Insecta; Hymenoptera; Eulophidae
Exons: 8
Coding region: 181-1275 (364 amino acids)
Source: RefSeq, a predicted model, not a curated record
CGAAUAGUCCAUCUGUCCUCAUCUUCCACAACACAUGAAAUCUCGGUGAAUCGUGUAAUGCUUGACCGUCGUCGCGAAAUCAAAACAAAGCGGACUGUCUCUGGCCUAUGUUCGUCGAGGCAUAGCAGUUUAUCAUAGAAGAGCAGGCCGGGCGGGUCCCUGUCUUCACACUCGAUCGAAAUGGAGCAACUACCCGAUAUUAGAAAUGUCCUGACGCCGCUGUCGCUGGGUACCAACGGCUCGCAUCGUGCUUUGUGGAAACAAUCGACAGGGAGAUUUGCCUCGACACCUCGGCAUCGUAGUGAAUUGCAACCUCUGCGACCAACCUUUAAAUUGGACCAGAAUCAUCUCGACGAGUCGCUUGCCGAGUCGCCGAUUCUUCCCGCUCGUUCGAAAUUGAGAAACGGUAGAAAGCAAUCUUUAGAAAGCGACCGGCUGAGUAUUUCCACUAGUGUAUUAACGACGCUGGGCCGAAUGGAGCUAUGUGAUAAUAAUAACGAUAGUGCUCAGGAAUAUCUCCAGAAAAAGAUCACAAACACAAUGAAAAAAAAUGAUGAGGGUGAGAGUAGCUCUAGUAUUGAUGCUCAAGAAAAAUUUAAAAAGCAAUUGAAUAAAAAUAAAAAAAAUAAAGGGAUUUCUCCGAAAAAGAAAAGUCCAAAAGUUUAUAAAAUUGUCUUGAAAAAAUUUGGGCCUGAAGUAGCAACUAAAAAAUCUGCUAGCUCAACUAAAGCGGCGUCUUCCGUUGCUAAUGCAAAAAAGAAAUCUCCUAAAAAUAAAAGUCCUAAGACGUAUAAAAUAUGUCCUACCAAAAAAGUUGUUAGCUCAAGCUCUGCAGCCAAACCAUCCAAAAAUCCAACUAAAGAUGGACACGACGCAGGAAGUUCAAACGUCCAUUCGGAAAACAAAUCCCUGCAUCACGAAACUAAACAUUCAGAAUUGAAAAUGUUACAAUGCGCCAAAUCUCCAAAGUUACGGACAGCCGAGAGGGCACUGAUUAAACAAUAUCGUAGUGAAAUGAGAAAAGAAAAAGAAAAAUUUUAUGAGAAACAGAAACAAAAGGAGUUGGAGGAACAAAGACGUCGCGAUGAAGAAAAAAUGUUAAAACUACGGCAACAAACGCUAUUUAAAGCGCAUGCGAUUAGGAAAUAUGCGCCACUGCCGAAUCUUAAAAAGCGUGCUUUAACCGAUCCAAUAUCACCCAACUUUAGCAAAAGACGGCGCAUCGAGUCAUCCUCCCAAAAUAGUAAUAAUCAUGCUAGCCACAAUAAGACGUGAAUUAUUGAAUAGUUUGACAGUAUGGUUUUUAUAAUUGAACGCAGUAGUUUUCUCAAGUAUUGUAAACUAUUUUUUUUAUAAUAGUGAAAACGUAAAACUGAUGACUAUUUGACUUGAAAUAACGUAAAUUUUUCAACGACUCAUUUACUUUUGGGCAGCAUUAUUAUUUCGCGAACUGUGAGCUUGAGAGACAAGGCAAGACGUAGACCGACAAGAAGGUGUAUAUUAUUUAUCUUUGAGUUUUCAAUCAGAUUCAUAUACCAAAGAAAUUGUCAAACACUUUUACGAGAGCAAUUUAAUUACUAUUUUUGCGUACUUUUUCGAAAUCGAUGUAAAAGUGAUUCAAAGUUACGCAACUCUCGUUUCUGGCUGAUUUGUAAAACGUGGCACAGCAGUCGAUUUAAUUUUUACGACGCUUUCCAAUUGGAAAUUACUUUUGAAAAGCGUAUACGAAGUCAUUAACUAUUGUAUACUUUUGGAUGCCACAAAACAAUGCUGAACGGUUGGUUUACUUUGGCUACAUUGGGUUACGUUGAAAAACUUUGCCAUAUUUGUGUAGAUUUUGAAUGAUUUCGUUAUUGGAUUGAAAUUGGUAUUUACGAAAACAACAAAGUUUUUAUUGAAAAUUGUAAUUACAAGAAGAUAAUAUUAACGAAACAAGCUGAAGAUUCUGUCACUGACUAAGUUUUAUUACUCGUGAUAAAAUAAUACUGUUAUAAAAACCUAUGACAAGUUUCAUGAGAACGCAUUACACAUUGAUUGUAAGCUUCAUUAUAUAUCAUUUCAGAAGUUAUACAAACUAUUUGAUUGUUUAGUACUAAAAAUAAAACAGCAAAUAUUUUAUUAUGUUAGAUUAUUUUAUUAAUUAUGUAUUAUUGUCAUUAUAAUUUAUCGGUUACUUAUAACACUAGAUAAUAUUGUCAAUUACAUUCAUAUAAAUUUUUUAAUAUCAUUGAACUGAUUUAAACUAUUUAGCCUUACGCAAUGUGCUUACAUAAAAACUAAAAUCUUACAAAUUCAUUAGGAAUCGAUAACAAAAAAUAAACGAUUUAUACAAAUUGUUUCAGACAAUUUGGAAUCAUACUCAUAGUAAAGUUAUCACUAACCACAGUAUGUAUUGCUUUCACAAAGUAGCGUUGAAGUGUUGACAAGAUUCAUAAACGGAAGUCAAAAUAUAAAUUGUUACAUUAUUAUACAAAAAAACUUGUAGCUUUUUUGAAAAUUUUAUAUCCUCUUCAAUUGGAUAUUGCUAAAUUUGAAAAUUUCAUAUCUACUACACGAAUUAAUUAUAACUAACAUUACACAUCAUUUUAUAUUACUACAGAUUUUUCCUUAAUUCACUUUAUCUUUUUAUUGCUAGUUCCGUAGGGAAAUGGUAAUGAACGAAAGAAAAGGAAAUGGAAUCGAAAUAAAAAAAAUGUAUUUUCUAAAUAUAAAAUAUUCUAACUAAUUUUGCAUUGUCGAUUAUCUUUUUUCAAAAAAACGAAUUUUCGGAAAGUGAAGUGCGUUCUUGUUCGUAUUAAGCGCGCGCGCGCACACACACACACACACACACACAUGCACACGCGAUGAUUAACAGUGCGAAUGCAUGAAAGUUAGUGCCAAGGUGAAAGAGAAGAAGCAGCAGCAGCGGCUUGUCAACGCGUGACAGUGAAAGGACGCUCAUUGGAAUUCAUGUUCACAGUUACAUUUUUCUUACUCGAUGCAUAAUUCACGAUGGCUGAACUGAACUAAUGAUUCUCAAAAUGGCGACAAUUAUUGCUGAUAUAGGUGAAAAUGGAAGCAUAAGUAACUGAGAGAGUGCAGUUGGAUAUUAUGUAGCGAAUGAAGUACAAAGGUAAUGGUAGUGCAAUAUAUUUGUAUAAUUACUAUUUAUUAAGACGAUGAUUCUUAAUAAUGACCUAAAAAGAUAUCCAGCCAUUUUACAAUGGAUUGCAACUGGCUGGUGACUUGAAAAUGGGGAGAAGC